Molecule: messenger RNA, 785 nt
Organism: Salvelinus sp. IW2-2015
Lineage: Eukaryota; Metazoa; Chordata; Actinopteri; Salmoniformes; Salmonidae
Gene: polr1e
Product: RNA polymerase I subunit E
Biological process (GO): transcription elongation by RNA polymerase I; RNA polymerase I preinitiation complex assembly; DNA-templated transcription
Cellular component (GO): RNA polymerase I complex
Molecular function (GO): DNA binding
Source: RefSeq, a predicted model, not a curated record
CUAAAUAGCUAUAACUCCUUGUAGCUACUUUGAACGAAUCUAAAUUUAGUGUUGUUACCAAAGAGGGUCUUCUCAGGGGGGGGCGGUGGCUGGAGCUAGAUGGUUGAUGUUUUUCUCCCCCCAGACUCUGUAGGUGGCGCUACAAUCACCUCACCGUGUUAACGAGUUGCAGUACCAAUCCUUGCCAUAGGACGUCGCUGCAGUUUGUGAGGCGAAUAUCUCUCCGAUUGUUUAUUGAUCCGCGACUGACAACAAACAUGGACGCACACUGCACAUUGGUUUGCUGUGAAGAGGAGAGAGAAGACGAUAAAGCUGUUAUUGUUCAGUUCUCUAACGGCAACCUGAGGAACACACAGCAGCUGGACUUCAGCUUCUAUAAGAACGUGGAUGAGACCAACCCUAGGAAGAAGAACCGACGCAUGCUGGUUGCAGAGUCACAGAGACUCUCCUAUGUUGGGAGUAACUUUGGAAUAGAAUCCCUAAAAUGCAACAACCUUUGCAAGUAUUAUGUGGGUGUGCUGAACAAGGAGACCAUGAGGAUGGAGGUUCACAGCGCUCAACUCUUCAACAUGCAGCCCGUCAUCCCAGGGGAGUCGUCGACAGAGAACGAUACGUCCCAGAACACAGAUCUUACAUACAGGGAAAAGGUGGACUCUCUGAUCGAAGCGUUUGGCACCAACAAGCAGAAGAGAGCUCUGUCUUCCAGGAGGCUGAACCAUGGCAGUGAGACCCUGCAGAACGCUGUGGCCAAGGCUGCCCACUCCAAUCAGUAGACCAGAAGGGCC